Messenger RNA from Zonotrichia leucophrys gambelii, 2724 nucleotides. Its product is annotated as zinc finger protein OZF-like. Bases 262 to 1425 code for a protein of 387 amino acids. Gene Ontology annotation, molecular function: DNA-binding transcription factor activity, RNA polymerase II-specific; RNA polymerase II cis-regulatory region sequence-specific DNA binding. Lineage: Eukaryota; Metazoa; Chordata; Aves; Passeriformes; Passerellidae. Gene Ontology annotation, biological process: regulation of DNA-templated transcription. The transcript is spliced from 3 exons. The record is from RefSeq and is a predicted model, not a curated record.
GGCGCGCCGAUUGGUGGGAGCAGGUCGGAGCAGGGUCUCGGUGGUGGGCUGAGGGCGGCCAAGGCUGGGCAGCGGCGCCAUUGUCGGAGCGGCGGCGGCGGUCGGAGCGCGGUGAGGCGGCGGCGGAGCUCGGAGGCGGCCGCAGCGCAGUGCCCUCAUUCCCUGUCGUUCUGUAGCCGUUUCUGCAUCUGGAGGCCUGGCUGCCACCUGCAUCCCCUCGCUCAGCUGCUGAAUGAGCUGCACUCUCAAGGGCGUGGCUGGAUGGAGGAGGAGGAAAAGCCCUGGAGAUUCCGCACGAGGAGGGGCUGCAAACCCAGCCCAGGGAGCUGUGGGGAGGAAAGAGCCCCCCUGAGCCGGGAAGGCGGCCGGAGAUCCAGCCAGAGCUCAGAGCUGGUGGAGAAGCCCCAUGGCAGGGAGAAGCCACACAAGUGCUUGGAAUGUGGGAAGGGUUUUAGUCGGAGCUUGCACCUGAUCGAGCACCAGGUGAUCCACACCGGGGAACAACCCUACGAGUGUGAGGAGUGUGGGAAGCGUUUCAGCUGGAGCUCCAGCCUGAGGCAGCACCAGGUGAUUCACAGUGGGGAGAGGCGCUUUGAGUGUGAGGAGUGUGGGAAGAGCUUCAGGCACAACUCUGUCCUGAUCCAACACCAGAGGAUCCACACUGGGGAAAAGCCCUUUGAGUGUGGGGAGUGUGGGAAGAGCUUCAGGCAGAGGGGCCACCUGAUGCAACACCAGAUGAUCCACACUGGAGACCGGCCUUACGAGUGUGGGGAAUGUGGGAUGAGCUUCAGCCAGAAGGGCCACCUGAUGCAACACCAGAGGAUCCACACAGGAGGAAAGCCCUAUGAGUGUGUGGAAUGUGGGAAGAGCUUCAGCCAGAGCUCUGGCCUGAGGAAACAUGAGAGGAUCCACACUGGGGAAAAGCCCUAUGAGUGUGGGGUGUGUGGGAAGAGCUUCAGCAUGAAGUGCCAGCUGACAGAACACCAGAAGAUCCACACUGGGGAAAAGCCCUACAAGUGUGGGGAAUGUGGGAGGAGCUUCAGAGAAAGCUGGGCCCUGAUUCGGCACCAGGUGAUCCACACGGGGGAACGGCCCUACACCUGCUUGGAAUGUGGGAAGAGCUAUGGGUGGCACUCUGACCUGAGAAAACACCAGCAGAGCGUUCACUCUGGGGAGAAGCCCUACAAGUGUUCUGAGUGUGGGAAGAGGUUUCAGACCAGCUCCAGUCUCCUGGUACAUCAGCGGACUCACACAGAGGAGAGGCCCUUCCGCUGCCCCGACUGCGGGAAGGGAUUCCAGCAAAACUCCAAACUCGCCAUCCACCGGCGUAUCCACACUGGGGAGAGGCCCUUCAAGUGUGGGGAGUGUGGGAAGAGCUUCUCACAGAGCUCAAUCUUGACCAAACACCAACGGAGGCACCACUAAGGGAAGCCCUGUGAAUACCCCGAGUUCAGGAAGAGCUUCAUGCACUCCUCCAACUCCUUCCCCCACGGGAGAAUCUGUGUUGGCUGAUCCCCAGUGACCCUCAUUGGGCAGAGACCUGGUGAUCCAUGGUCCUGCUGAUCUGUGUUGGGAAGACACCUAGCUGGGGGGCUCCACAUCUUCCUGGCUCCCCGUGGUCACGUGGAUGUAUACAGGGGCAGGGACAUCCAUUGGGACGCAGACCAACAAUGGGAAUUCCUUGAGGAGAGCGGAUUUGUUGACUUUCAAACCCCUAAAAUCUUUUGCAUUCAAUCCUAUCUUCUGGUGGCAUCAAGGAAUACUGAAUGGUCUUGGAGGUCUUUUCCAAUUUCAGGGAUGCCACGAUUUUGAUUUCCUGUUGCCCAAAGGUGUCUUUGGCAGCCAAAUGGUGAAAAAGUGGGGAAAAAACCAAGAUUUUUGAGACAGUGGGGUGGGAACUUCACCAAAAAAUGUUCUUCCCUCCCACCAAGCCACAUAGGUUCUCUGCCGGCAUGGAUGCGGAAUUCCUUUUCUUUUGGCCUUGAUUUUAUUUUAAUUUCUCUUCAUCCCUUUAAAAUAUCUGAUAUUGGAGUAAAAACAAAGACAUUAAAUUAAGAUAUGCAUGUGGUUAUGGUAGGACACAGUCAUGGAGAGCAGCAUGGGGACAUACGGUCAUGGAUGGGAAUGGGGACAUGGGGGGAUGCAGUAAUCCCUUGGUCUCUGGGCUUUAUAUGAGUCCAAAUCUGGCUAGCUCUGGACUCUAGCCCACACGGACUUGCAGAGACGGAGAUAAAAGACAAGAAGCGCUCUUCUCCACGUGGGAACGAGUAUCCUGUUUAUUGGCUUGGGACAGAACACUUCUGGUGACGGUGACUGUUGAGAGUUUUUUGCAGAUUGAGGAGUUUUUGUUAGACAAUGGCCAUAUUUAGCCGAUGCACAAUCCAGCCUGCUUGUAAUAAUGGACAGUGGACGUGUUCACAAACAAUGAAUAAUGGACAUAUUCAGAAAUGGGGUCGGUAUAUCCUUGAAAGCGAUACAAGAAGAAGAAUCUUCAGGACUCAGCAAGUUUGUCAGCAAGUUUGGGAAAGUCAGAAAAAAGUGAGCCAUGGGUGGGCCAGACGAGCACAGCAAGAUGCGUAAAAAAAUAGGUGAUCCAAUCAGCAUUCUAAUUUAGACGUGUGAACAGCUAGGAUUAACCAAUCAUGUAUUAGCUAGAGACACAUGGACAGUAGAGAUUUAUUAUAAAUAUAGUCUUUUUAGGGAUAAUAAAUUUGGCUCACUGGA